AUGGGAAAUGCCUCUGAAACGUCUUUGUUCGCUGACACAUCUUUAUUCCUUUCCACCAUCUCUAAAGAACAUGACAUCCUGAUGGGGACCAUCUAUGCCAUAUUUGGUGAGUCUUUCUCCUGGUGUGUUUACAUAACACUGGGGAUCAUAGUUGUGCUCCGAGUUCAGUUGUGGAAAAAUAACUUUAAAGAUAUACAAAGAUAAAAGUCUUACAAGAGGGAUCGCAAAACAAUGGCUUUCAUUGAAUUGCUUUUGUCCAGUAUUGGUAGUGUUUUUUUCUUGAUUUACUGGAUGCCUUGAAGCUCUCUACAGUAUGUGCACUCUGCCAUUUUACUUUUCAGUCUUGUUAAAAUUCUAACUGUGUGUCUCAGGUGUUUUCUCACUGGUUGGGAAUGGAAUAUUGCUGUUUGUGGCCUAUCGGAAGAAGUCCUCCCUGAAGCCAACUGAGUUCUUUGUUAUAAACCUCUCCGUCAGCGACCUCGGAAUGACAAUCUCUCUCUUCCCCAUGGCCAUCUCAUCAGCCUUCGCACAUAAGUGAGUUUCCACACUCCUUUACUAUCCUCUCCUCUGCUCAUCAACACUUACUUCUCUCAUCUCCUGCCCCUUCCCCUUUCUCUCUCUCCCUCCCUUCUUGAGGUUAUUCAGUGUAUGUGUGCUGAUUUGUUUUGCCAUGCCCUCCUUCCUUGUAAUGCCUCAGGCCUUCACAAAUGUAGACAGACAGACAGAGGGAGAGAGAAUAUAAAAACGUGAAAUAAAAAGGUCACCUGUGUGACACAACUGUUUUAAUAGUCAUAAAUAUAUAUUUCCCCUCUCUCUUGUACUCCAGGUAGUAUCAGCCAUGUGGGGCCUCAGGUUCAGACACAGAAAAAGUGAGAGAAAUGGUCUCUGAAUAUCUAUCGGAUAAAUGAUUAGUCUCUCUCUCUCUCUCUCUAUCUUUCUCUCUCCAGGUGGCUGUUCAGUGAGGUUACAUGUAUGAGCUAUGCCUUCUGUGGGGUUUUGUUUGGACUCGCCAGUCUCACCAACCUCACAGUGUUGUCAUCUGUGUGCUGGCUCAAGGUCUGCUGUCCCAACUAUGGUAAGACAAUGCAAAACCUUGACCUCUAACCCUGAUCCUUGAUCUCUAACCCUAACUUCGAUCCCUAACACUUACCCUAACAUUGACUGACUCCAGCCCCUCUAGCACACCUUUCAGUGCAUUGGGAUGGUUGGAGUUGGGACUGACAAAUAGACUCUGAAAAUGUAGUAGCACUAACCUGCACACUGUCUUUCAGAUUUGUACUUUCCUCCCAGACACCCAAGCCUCAGGAACAGUUUUAGUAGGUUUGGAGGUAGGGAGGGGUUAGGCCACAUUGCCAGCAUCUCCAAAGCUGGAUAGACUGGCAGAAUGGAGUGCAACCAAGAGGGUAAGGGUCAUACGUUAAAGGUUAGAGUUCCCUAAAUGAUCUGCUAUUGUGCAAAAGUUCAACUAAUCUCCAAAGUAGGAACUAAUUAACAGAGUUAAAGUGGAGAGGGGGAAGGAUGAUUCAAAGACACUCUUCAGACAUGUCACUUUGGGACACUGAGAAACCUAUUUACUGGGUGAAGCCAUUAAGUCAGCGAGCAUCCACAUGCAUUAGCAGCUAAUUAGAAUGUAUUUGACCGUGCAUGUGCAUGCUGAUAUUACAGAGGGGUGUUAGGAUAAUAAGGUCUGGCUAAUCACUAGUGAUUACUGUUCCGUAUUACAACUGUAGGGAUUAACUUUCAAUUCUCAGAGACAGACAGAUGGACACAAUGCUGAUCUAGCUUUGUCUGGUUGGCAGACAUAGCCUGCGUUUACACAGACAGCCCAAUUCAGAUAUUUUUUGACCAAUCACAUCAGAUCUUUCACAUCAGAUCUUUUUCAGAGCUGAUCUGAUUGGUCAAAAUACUAAUUAGUGAAAAGAAGAUCAGAAUACAGAUGUCUUUCAUACAGGUAACAAACUGAGAUUAGGAGCACUCCCUUUAAGAGUGUGCUCCUAAUAUCAGCUCGUUACCUGUAUAAAAGACACCUGGGAGCCAGAAAUCGUUCUGAUUGAGAGGGGGUCAAAUACUUAUUUCCCUCAUUAAAAUGCAAAUCAAUUUAUAACAUUUUUGACAUGCGUUUUUCUGAAUUUUGUUGUUGUUAUUCUGUCUCUCACUGUUCAAAUAAACCUACCAUUAAAAUUAUAGACUGAUCAUGUCUUUGUCAGUGGGCAAAAGUACAAAUCAGCAGGGGAUCAAAUACUUUUUUCCCUCACUGUACACAUACACUGAUGUAAUGGAUGGUGCGAAGAACAAUUAGAGGUACAAAAUGUACAAAAAAGAGGAUUGAAGGGCAUUAGUAGUGUGCUACGUUGUCGUUUCUUUUCAGCUUUGAGAGAAAGUAGUGUGAGUGUGAGUACACUAGAGUUGGAGCUUGAAAUUAAUCUACUAAAUAUAUAUAUUUAUGAUCAGCUUUUCUUCCCCCUCGUUUAGUAUGUCUGUGCGCACACGUGUGUGUGUGUUAUUGCAGAAAUUAGUCUGAGGAGUAGAUCCACUAAUGAGUAGGAUUAAUCUUUGUGCCACUCAAGCCUCUAAAGAUCUGCUUAGGCAAUUACAAACACCUGCGCACACAUACAAAACGAGGGGGGGUAGAAAAGCUGACGAUAACUUUUUUUUUUUAAACAUCCCCACAGCAUGAUGCUGCCACCACCAUGCUUCACUGUGGUGAUGGUGUUCUCGGGGUGAUGAGAGGUGUUGGGUUUAUGCCAGACAUAGCGUUUUCCUUGAUGGCCAAAAAGCUCAAUUUUAGUCUCAUCUGACCAGAGUACCUUCUUCCAUAUGUUGGGUGAGUCUCCCACAUGCCUUUUGGUGAACACCAAACGUGUUUGCUUAUUUUUUUCUUUAAACAAUGGCUUUUUUUCUGGCCACUCUUCGGUAAUGCCCAACUCUGUGGAGUGUACGGCUUAAAGUGGUCCUAUGGAGAGAUACUCCAAUCUCCGCUGUGGAGCUUUGCAGCUCCUUCAGGGUUAUCUUUGGUCUAUUUGUUGCCUCUCUGAUUAAUGCCCUCCUUGCCUGGUCCGUGAGUUUUGGUGGGCGGCCCUCUCUUGGCAGGUUUGUUGUGGUGCCAUAUUCUUUCCAUUUUUUAAUAAUGGAUUUAAUGGUGCUCUGUGGGAUGUUCAAAGUUUCUGAUAUUUUUCUAUAACCCAACCCUGAUAUGUACUUCUCCACAACUUUGUCCCUGACCUGUUUGGAGAGCUCCUUGGUUUUCAUGGUGCUGCUUGCUUAGUGGUGUUGUAGACUCUGGGGCCUUUCAGAACAGGUGUAUAUAUACUGAGAUCAUGUGACAGAUCAUGUGACACUUAGAUUGCACACCGGUGGACUUUAUUUAACUAAUUAUGUGACUUCUGAAGGUAAUUGGUUGCACCAGAUCUUAUUUAGUGAUUUCAUAGAAAGGGGGUGAAUACAUAUGCACGCACCACUUUUCCGUAAUUGAUUUUUUUGAAUGUUUUAAAACAUUUAAUUUUUUUCAUUUCACUUCACCAAUUUUGACUAUUUUGUGUAUGUCCAUUACAUGAAAUCCAAAUAAAAAUACUUAAAUUACAGGUUGUAAUGCAACAAAAUAGGAAAAACGCCAAGGGGGAUGAAUACUUUUGCAAAGCACUGUAUCUGGAGUCCCUGAUACUUGGUUAAAGAGUCAGGGGAUGUCUCACUGUUUGGAUGUCAUGCUCCAGUUAACUGAGUGAGUGGAACUAAUAAACAAAGGUAGUAAUGGAAGUCAGAGCAGUGUUUUAAAGAGUUAUACAAACUAUUUAGUGUGUGUGUGUGUGUGUUUGUGUGUGUGUUUGUGUGUGUGUGUGUUUGUGUCAGUGUGCAUGUGUGUGUGUACUCUUGAGAGAGUGGAAGUCUGCACUGAAGCUCUGGAGACUGCCGACUGCACGAAUAACACCGUUUGAAGUGCAGAUGAGCACAGAUAAUGAUGUGUUUAAAAGAGUCGGUCCGAAAGAACCUGGUACAAAUAUAACACACAAACACACACAAUAAGGAUAGCGUAAAGUGGGGAACCAAAAUGAGCAGAGAUCAGAGUGUUAAGUAGUGAUUACAGUAGCAGUAAAAGUCACAGAGGAUUGGAAGGUUUCCAGAGGAGCAACACUGGAAGGAGGAUCAGAGUCAUGAACUGAUGACACGUUUACUACAGAACACUGGUGUCAGAUAAUUACACUGAGCUCCACACGGAUUAUAUCAGCAAGAAAGACUACAACACUGCAGAGCAGGUGUCAUAAGAUACAGCAAAUGGAGGCAGGCUAGGACUGGCAUCCCACCACCUCAUCUGUCCUGCUCAAGGAGGGACAACAAUGUCAGAAAGGUAGUGUGGGGCAGACGGUGAGGUAUUAUUGAAAUUUCAAGGAAUACUUGAGGAUGAUAUUACUGCUUUAUUCCAGUAUUCUUACUUUCAAAUUAAAAUAGGGAUAUCUAUUCCAAUAAAUGGCCCCUGGUUGGAUGAUACAGAUGGUUCCAGGUUUUGACUAGCUGGGAUACAGCUUAUGUCAGGAUUGACCAGAAUUGACAUUUCGUAGCAGGUUAGCAGAACUUACGCAGCAGGUUAGGAGAAUGAACAUACAGUUGAAGUCGGAGGUUUACGUACACCUUAGCCAAAUACAUUUAAACUCUGUUUUUCACAAUUCCUGAAAUUUAUUCCUAGUAAAAAUUCCCUGUUUUAUGUCAGUUAGGAUCACCACUUUAUUUUAAGAACGUGAAAUGUCAGAAUAAUAGUAGAGAGAAUUAUUUAUUUCAGCUUUUAUUUAUUUCAUCUCAUUCCCAGUGGGUCAGAAGUUAACAUACACUCAAUUAGUAUUUGGUAGCAUUGCCUUUAAAUUGUUUAACUUGGGUCAAACGUUUUGGGUAGCCUUCCACAAGCUUCCCACAAUAAGUUGGGUGAAUUUUGGCCCAUUCCUCCUGACAGAGCUGGUGUAACUGAGUCAGAUUUGUAGGCCUCCUUGCUCGCACACGCUUUUUCAGUUUUUCCCACAAAUGUUCUAUAGGAUUGAGGUCAGGGCUUUGUGAAGGCCACUCCAAUACCUUGACUUUGUUGUCCUUAAGCCAUUUUGCCACAACUUUGGAAGUAUGCUUGGGUCAUUGUCCAUUUGGAAGACCCAUUUGCGACCAAGCUUUAACUUCCUGACUGAUGUCUUGAGAUGUUGCUUCAAUAUAUCCACACAAUUUUCCUUCCUAAUGAUGCCAUCUAUUUUGUGAAGUGCACCAGUCCCUCCUGCAGCAAAGCACCCCCAUAGCAUGAUGCUGCCACCCCCGUGCUUCACGGUUGGGAUGGUGUUCUUCGGCUUGCAAGCAACCCCCUUUUUCCUCCAAACAUAACGAUGGUCAUUAUGGCCAAACAGUUCUAUUUUUGUUUCAUCAGACCAGAGGACAUUUCUCCAAAAAGUACGGUCUUUGUCCCCAUGUGCAGUUGCAAACCUAGUCUGGCUUUUUAAUGGCGGUUUUGGAGCAUUGGCUUCUUCCUUGUCGAUAUAGGACUCGUUUUACUGUGGAUAUAGAUACUUUUGUACCUGUUUCCUCCAGCAUCUUCACAAGGUCCUUUGCUGUUGUUCUGGGAUUGAUUUGCACUUUUCGCACCAAAGUACGUUAAUCUCUAGGAGACAGAACGUGUCUCCUUCCUGAGCGGUAUGACGGCUGCGUGGUCCCAUGGUGUUUAUACUUGCGUACUAUUGUUUGUACAGAUGAACGUGGUACCUUCAGGCGUUUGGAAAUUGCUCCCAAGGAUGAACCAGACUUGUGGAGGUCUACAAUUUGUUUUAUGAGGUCUUGGCUGAUUUCUUUUGAUUUUCCCAUGAUGUCAAGCAAAGAGGCACUGAGCUUGAAGGUAGGCCUUGAAAUACAUCCACAGGUACACCUCCAAAUGACUCAAAUGAUGUCAAUUAACCUAUCAGAAGCUUCUAAAGCCAUGACAUCAUUUUCUGGAAUUUUCCAAGCUGUUUAAAUGCAUAGUCAACUUAGUUCAUGAAAACUUCUGACCCAUUGUAAUACAGUGAAUUAUAAGUGAAAUAAUCUGUCUGUAAACAAUUGUUGGAAAAAUUACAUGUGUCAUGCACAAAGUAGAUGCACUAACCGACUUACCAAAACUACAGUUUGUUAACAAGAAAUUUGUAGAGUGGUUGAAAAACGAGUUUUAAUGACUCCAAUCUAAGUGUAUGUAAACUUCCGACUUCAACUGUAGCAGGUUAGGAGACUUAGGUUAAGGUUAGGAAAAUGGUUAGGGUUAGCUAAAAUGCAAAAACUAAAUUCAACUUGAACCAGGCACUAACUAGGCACUCCGGUCUCUGACUGAUGUGUGGUGACCUCACGUGUGCCUGUGGAUCUGUGCAUUGAAAGUCAUCAGAUCGCGAUGUUUUGUUUUAUACUGAAACUGUCACGAUUCCACUCUGUAUUGUCCCUAAGACCAUUCUAAUCUUCUCUCUCUCUGUAACACACACGCACAGGCACACAAACACACACACACUCCCAGCUCCCAGAUACAUCCUUUACAACAACUAUCCCCAGCCUUCCUGUCAUUAGGUGCCCUAGGAGAUGGGUUUCGCUGGGUGUUUUAACCACCCAUUAAGGGCUCUUUCCAGGGAUCCAUCAGCUCUGAGGCCCUGGCCAUCUGAUGGAUUUCCAUAAAGCACACAGGUUAAGGUCAGGAUGGUUAAAGACAGGUCAAAUGGGUGAAUAGAAAGAAAAAAAGAGUCAAUGCCUGUUUCCCCUCAGGGGUAAUUUUAGGUAGCCAUCCAUUCCUACACAGAGCACUAAACCAUCUUAAAGGAGUCUUUCAAUCACAGGUUGUUACACAUGGUCUUACAUCAGAAAAGGUCCUCAGUUGAGCCUUAACUCAAUGCCUAUUGGUUUAAGCUUUUGCAGAUUGUGUUACAGCCCACUACUGAUACUGAGUGUAUUGCAUAACUGCAGUGCAAUUUUCUUUUCCAUAAUCAAGGGUUGACUGUAUGCUUUAAGAUAUGUCUGCAGGACGUCUUCCCAACUGAGUAUAGUAGAUAGCACCCAUUUAUUUAGAUGGAGGGAGUGGGGGAGUUGAAUAGACUGAUAGAGUGUCUGAGAAAGAGAGAGAGGGGGAGAGAUGAGAGAGAAUGAGAUCAGAGUGGGUGCAUGUUUGGGUUUUUGCCCUAGCACUACACAGCUGAUUGAAAUUACCAACUCAUCAUCAAGCUUUGAUUAUUUUAAUCAGCUGUGGAAUGCUAGGGCAAAAACCAAAACGUGCACCCAGGGGGGCACCAGGACCGAGUUUGGGAAACCCUGCUAUAGACUAAUUGCUCAGUACGCUUUGCUGUUAUUCAAUAUAUUAUCUGAACACCACUGGUGCUGCUUCCAAGUAAAAAAAAGUGAGUGUUAAAAUGUUUUAUUAACAUUAGGAAAGGUUUUGAGGUACACCUGAGAGUUCCUCAAAACCACUGGGGUAGAUAAGACUCUCUCUCUCUCUCUCUCUCUCUCUCUCUGUCUCUCUCUCUCUCUCGCUCUCUCUCUCUGUCUGUCUCUCGCUCUCUCUCUCUCAUUCUCUCUCUCUCUCUCUCUCUCUCUAUCUCUCAUCUAUCUAUCUCUCUCUACUCCUCUCUCUCUCUCUCGAUCUCUCUCUCUCUCUCUCUCUCUCUCUCUCUCUCUCUCUCUCUCUCUCUCUCUCAAUUUCAAUUUCAAUUUAAGGGCUUUAUUGGCAUGGGAAACGUGUGUUAACAUUGCCAAAGCAAGUGAAGUAGAUAGUAAACAAAAGUGAAAUAAACAAUAAAUAUUAACAGUAAACAUUACACUCAGAAGUUUUCAAAAGAAUAAAGACAUUUCAAAUGUCAUAUUAUGUAUAUAUACAGUGUUGUAACAAUGUGAACAAAUAGUAAAGUACAAUGGAAAAUAAAUAAACAUAAAUAUGGGUUGUAUUUACAAUGGUGUUUGUUCUUCACUGGUUGCCCUUUUCUUGUGGCAACAGGUCACAAAUCUUGCAGCUGUGAUGGCACACUGUGGUUUUUCACCCAGUAGAUAAGGGAGUUUAUCAAAAUUGGGUUUGUUUUCGAAUUCUUUGUGGAUCGCUGUAAUCUGAGGGAAAUAUGUGUCUCUAAUAUGGUCAUACAUUUGGCAGGAGGUUAGGAAGUGCAGCUCAGUUUCCACCUCAUUUUGUGGGCAGUGUGCACAUAGCCUGUCUUCUCUUGAGAGCCAGGUCUGCCUACGGCGGCCUUUCUCAAUAGCAAGGCUAUGCUCACUGAGUCUGUACAUAGUCAAAGCUUUCCUUAAGUUUGGGUCAGUCACAGUGGUCAAGUAUUCUGCCACUGUGUACUCUCUGUUUAGGGCCAAAUAGCAUUCUAGUUUGCUCUGUUUUUUUUGUUUGUUCUUUCCAAUGUGUCAAGUAAUUCUCUUUUUGUUUUCUCAUGAUUUGGUUGGGUCUAGUUGUGUUGUUGUUGUUGUUGUCCUGGGGCUGCGUGGGGUCUGUUUGUGUUUGUGAACAGAGCCCCAGGACAAGCUUACUUAGGGGACUCUUCUCCAAAUAAUAAUAAUAAUAAUAAUAAUAAUAAAUAAUAAUAAUCUCUCCAAGUUAAUCUCUCUGUAGGUGAUGGCUUUGUUAUGGAAGGUUUGGGAAUCGCUUCCUUUUAAGUGGUUAUAGAAUUUAACAGCUCUUUUCUGGAUUUUUGAUAAUUAGCGGGGUAUUGGCCUAAUUCUGCUCUGCAUGCAUUAUUUGGUGUUUUACGUUGUACACGGAGGAUGUUUUUGCAGAAUUCUGCAUGCAGAGUCUCAAUUUGGUGUUUGUCCCAUUUUGUGAAUUCUUGGUUGGUGAGCGGACCCCAGACCUCAGAACCAUAAAGGGCAAUGGGUUCUAUAACUGAUUCAAGUAUUUUUAGCCAGAUCCUAAUUGGUAUGUCAAAUUUUAUGUUCCUUUUUGAUGGCAUAGAAGGCCCUUCUUGCCUUGUCUCUCAGAUCGUUCACGCUUUGUGGAAGUACUGUGGCGCUGAUGUUUAGGCCGAGGUAUGUAUAGUUUUUUGUUGCUUUGGGACAACGGUUGUGUCUAGAUGGAAUUUUGUAUUGUGGUCCUGGCAAUGGACCUUCUUUGGAACACCAUUUUUUUUGUCUUACUGAGAUUUACGUCAGGGCCCAGGUCUGACAGAAUCUGUGCAGAAGAUCUAGGUGCUGUUUUGUAGGCCCACCUUUGGUUGGUGACAGAAGCACCAGAUCGUCAGCAAACAGAAGACAUUUGACUUCAGAUUCUAGUAGGGUGAGGAGGGGGAUGGCAGACGUCUGGAUGGUGUGGCUUGUAGAGACCGUCUAGAGGAUGGUAUCGUUCUCUCUAGAUCUGGCUCUCUGCUCUCUCAUUCUCAACGACGCCAAUAGCACGCUAGACAAGAGACGAGCGAGAGCAGGGGGAGCGCGAAUUCUCUAAUCUCUACUCCUUCUCUCCUCUCUCAUGCUCUCUCUCUCUCUCUCUUCUCUGCUUCUCUUCUCUCUCUAUUCUCUCUCUCUCUCUCUCUCUCUCUCUCUCUUUCUCGCUCCCCUCUCUCUCUCUCUCUCUCAUGGAAAAAUGUACACACCGAUGAACAUGCUUCAGUAAACAUGCUUCAGUAAUUAAUUAUCCAUCUGCCGCAGGUGACAAAUGUGCAGAACCAUCAAAUAGGCUUCCUAGUCUACGCAAGCACUAGGCUUUGUUCACAAACAGUUCUAAAUUCUUCUCAUCACGUGUUUGAAAUGUGCAGCCCUUAUUGUGGUUUAUGACAUGUAAGAGACAUGUAAGAGAGUGAGAAAGAAAUAAACAGUAUACUGUAUAUUUCUGGUGAAGCUUAGCUCCUGGGGUGAGUGUGUUAUUCUGAUCCCAGUCCACAGGGAUGGUGAUAUUGGUAAGGUUUCUUAAAAUGGAGUUAUAUUCUAUAGCCCCGGAGUGUGAAGAUUGGGGAGAGAGGAUUGAUAAUAGUGUAUUCACGUACACAAACAGGCACACACCAACACACACACACACACACACACACUUAGGCGCUCCAGCUAAGCCGGUAUGGUGCUAAUCUCUCCACACGAGGGAGCGUAUUUAUAUUUUGCUUCCUGUAGAUAUAUAAAUGCAUAUAUUUGUGUCUCUACGGAAACAUGUGCUUACCCGCUGUUUCUGAACAUGCUCGAGGUCAUGUUAAGAGAUACGCGUGUGAGGGAAUGAGAGAACACGUGAAUGUGUCAUCACGUUCAUCCUUGGCUUUCUGUAUGUAUGUUUGCCCGCUAGGAUUAUUUAAGACGGCUAAAUUCCUGUAAAACCAACUAAAAUACAAUUAUUUUCAAACUGAUGAGAUGUGAAAGCCUGCUAACUUCCAGUGAAUAAUAUUUUGUGUUUCUGGGAUUGUUAGUCAUUCACAAUUAUGCUUUGAUCCUAAGACUGUAAUUUUCUCUUGGCCAUUUAGAAUAUAUUAGGUAUUCUAAAUGGCCAAAGGAAAAUACACACUUUGUUUACUAAACUGAGAUGUAAUUAACAUUGACAUCAAUGUUGCUUUCUCUCCUCUUCCCUGUAUCUAAUUUGUCUCCUCUAAUCUCUCCUCAAACUAAUUUGCCAAAUCAGGUAACAUAUUCUGUCGUUCUCUUCCCUCAUCUUCCCCACCUCUCUCUCUCCCUUCCUCCUCUUCCUCACCUCCCUCUCUCCCUUCCUCCUCUUCCUCACCUCCCUCUCUCCCUUCCUCCUCUUCCUCACCUCCCUCUCUCCCUUCCUCUUCUUCCUCACCUCCUCCCCUACUUCCAUUACAGCAUCAGGUAACAAUGCCCCCCCAUGAUAUUACAUGUUCUCUCUCCCACUCCCACUCCUCCGCCUCCCAUCCCUCAUCCCAUUCAUUAAUAACCCCCUCCCUGUCUCCCCUUCUUCUCUCCCUCUCCCCCAUCCCCCCUUUCCUCCCACAGGUAACAGGUUCUCGUCCUGCCAUGCCUAUCUCUUAAUAGCAGCGGUGUGGUGCUAUGCUCUAAUCUUUGCCAUCGGGCCUCUGACUGGCUGGGGCCGGUAUGGUUCUGAGCCCUACGGUACAGCCUGCUGUAUCGACUGGUAUGCCCCCAGCCACAGCAGAGCUGCCAUGAGCUACAUCAUCUUCCUCUUCCUCUUCUGCUACAUCGUCCCCUGCAUCAUCAUCUUCCUCUCCUAUGUCUUCAUCCUGCUGACUGUCAAGGGGUCACGCCAGGCGGUGCAGCAGCACAUAUCCCCACAGAACAAGGUCACCAACGCACAUACACUCAUCGUCAAGGUAUGCACUGUCACACACACUCUCAUGGUCAAGAUACACACUCUCUCUCACAGACACACACACACUCAUCGGUAAGGUAUGCACUCUCACACACUCACGCUUAUCGUCAAGGUACGCUCUGUCACACACUCAUCGUCAAGGUACGCCCAGGUAAGGCCAAAAUGUUAGAAAUAUGCCAACUUUGAUUGGUUAUUUCUCAAUUAUGCUUUUAGAUGUCAAUUAUACUGUAUGUCAACAAUCUUUCCUCCACAGGAUCAUUCAAUAGAUUACAUUUUGAGAAAAUCCCCCAAAUCAUGGUCUUUUUUUGAUUGCCAACACACACACACACACACACACACACACACACACACACACACACACACACACACACACACACACACACACACACACACACACACACACACACACACACAGACACUCAAACACACUCAAUGUCAAGGUACACACUGUCACACACACACUUAAAUACUAGUUGCGCAAACACACACACUACAAUACACAUGUUGGAAACUGUAGCAGCACAUUUUCCUAACAUAAAUGCUGCUUUACGUAUAGGUUUUAAAGGGUUUCAAGUUGUGAUUCGUUAUUAGAUCAAAGGGGUUUUGAGUACACCCCAAUCAUCAACUUGGGGGAGUUGUAUACAGUUUGCUUUGUUUCACUCCUUCAUAUAUUAAAGUUUGAACUCUGAGCUAAUUUGUUGGAACACCAGGGACGUGAGUGGGAGUGGAGAGUUUUAAACGUCUGAUUUCAUCCAAUAAACUCAUCCACAUUUUAUAAAUCUAUAAAUAUUGAUAUGAAAAGUUUCUAACCAUGUUGUAUUUAGAAAAGGUUGGGACAUUAAGGUUUGAAAGUAGGAGGUUUAAUCCAUUAGUAGGUCAAUGUAUCAUUCGGUGGUCAAUACACACCCUCAUCAUUAUGAUAAGAGAGAAGUUGUCCUCUUUGACUUUGAUUUUGUUCUAAGUAUUAGUUUAAAGUAUUGUCACAUGGGUGGUGGAGAGGGUUUGAAACUUGUAUUUUGACCUAAUAAACUACUAUAUGUGCACACCUGUAUGUCUAUUCCUCCCUGUGUGUGUGUGUGUGUGUGUGUGUGUGUGUGUGUGUGUGUGUGUGUGUGUGUGUGUGUGUGUGUGUGUGUGUGUGUGUGUGUGUGUUCCCGUCUCUCCCUCCUAGCUCUCAGUGGCGGUGUGUAUCGGUGUUGUGAUCGCCUGGAGCCCGUACGCCUUCGUCUCCAUGUGGGCGGCAUUCGUUAACUCGGCAGAGGUCCCUCCCUUUGCUUUUGCUGUAGCGGCCAUCUUUGCCAAGUCCUCCACCCUCUACAAUCCUAUCGUGUACCUGGUCUUCAAACCCAACUUCCGCAGGUCCCUCUGCCGGGACUGGCUGGCCUGCCGACGGACCCUAUGUGCGUGUUUGUGCUCGCACAGCUCAAACCAGAAGGUGUCCUGUACACAGUCCCAGCAGCAUGGGAAGGAGGAAUGUAACUUGACGCGGCGGUCCAAUGGAUUGCCGGAGAACCAUAGGGGAACAUGCAGGCACUGUCCAUGCCCAGAGAGAGACACUGGUUCUGGGGGAUACGGCCCAGAGACUACCCCUCAGAGGACUGCAAGGAUUCUGCAGGGGUCCACACAUAGCGAAGUGGCUGUUAGUCAGCUGUCCAAUGAGAUGCAGAGCGACUUCCUCUGA
Coregonus sp. 'balchen' is the source of this 12896-nucleotide messenger RNA. The record is from the annotation of a GenBank genome assembly. Lineage: Eukaryota; Metazoa; Chordata; Actinopteri; Salmoniformes; Salmonidae.